Dermacentor albipictus is the source of this 681-nucleotide messenger RNA. Lineage: Eukaryota; Metazoa; Arthropoda; Arachnida; Ixodida; Ixodidae. The record is from RefSeq and is a predicted model, not a curated record.
AACUUCAGCGCUUUCAACAAGAACUACGAUAUUGGCCUGGUCAAGCUUGACAUGCCCGUAAACUUCACCGACAAAGUGAGGCCUAUUUGUCUGCCAGAAAGAGGCACCGAUUUGCUUCGGAACGGCGAGUGCUUUGCAACUGGGUGGGGACAGACAAGAGGAAGCGGAAGUUUUGCGACGCUCAAGCAAGCCCACAUGAGUGAGCUGCCCUUCCAAGAGUGCCGAAACGCCGGUGGUCUGGUCUUCAAGGAGCUGGACGAGCACAACACCUUCUGCGCAGGCGACCCUCACGGAGAGCACGGCGUUUGCCACGGCGACAGCGGCGGCCCACUGUUCUGCGCCAAGGAUGGCACCGGUUGGAGCGUGCAGGGCGUCGCCAACGCCGUCCUGAAGAGCACCGACUUGGGGACGCUGUGCGGCGUUGGCAGCGACUCGUUCUGGAACAGGGUCAGCGCUCACCUGACCUGGAUCCGCCGUACCAUUCGCGUUUUGUAGCACCUUCCUCAGUUGGUAGCGCGUUGUUCCAUAGCUGAUCCAGGGCGUCCAGCCAGCCCGGCGUGCAAAAUUUGCACUAUGAUUAGCAUGAUCGAGUCAAUGAGCCAUUAGGCAAGUUUUCUUUAGCAGGAAGAGAUGACCGUUUCGGCAAUAAAGUGCUGCGGGAAUAUUGGAUUUCGAAAACUA